AUGUCCUUCCAUAUCCCCAACUUACUCAGUCCAGAAGACUUCCAAACGGUCCUCCAAGACAGGAAAAUCGUGCUCGUCCGAUUUGGAGCGGCUAGCACCGCUUUGUGCCAGCGCAUAGAUAGACACCUCGCUAUGGUCCAGGCAAAAACCACAGCCUAUUUUAGGAUUCUAGCAUGCGAACUUAGAGAUAUGCCCAUUGACUUUAUUAAUCGCUACCGCCUUCUACCUACCCACAAUUAUGUUUUAGUAUUCUUCAGUAAUGGCCAGCCGAUUAGUCUUGCUUUUGGCAAAAAGCCGCCGACGCACUUACUCGAGCACCUCACCGACUAUAAUGAUAUACUUUCAGCUCUUAUCUAUGUCCAACAUGGGAUCUUUAGAGGACAAAACCUUAUCUGUAUCCCCGAUGUUUCCGAUUUAUCUGACCUCCCUGAACCCUCACACCCCACGCCAAUGCCACUCAUUCCUGCAUCCACUGCCACCCGAAGGCGCGCCCGCAAACACAUGCGCCCCCGUCCAUCCUAG
Molecule: messenger RNA, 522 nt
Organism: Nematocida homosporus
Lineage: Eukaryota; Fungi; Microsporidia
Exons: 1
Coding region: 1-522 (173 amino acids)
Biological process (GO): mRNA splicing, via spliceosome
Cellular component (GO): U4/U6 x U5 tri-snRNP complex
Source: RefSeq, a predicted model, not a curated record